AUGGUGGGAAAAGUUGCAUGGUUGCAAGGAGUGCAGAAAAAUGACAAGAUAGUGAAUGACACAGAUAUCCUAGCCCUAGUUGUCUCGCUUUUUCUAUUCUUCUCAACACCUCGCCUCCUCCGACCUCUCUCAUCGACGCACAGCAGCGAUAUCACCUCCAGCUGCGUGUUCCCUCCCCGCCAUAACAGUCGACGGCGUCUUCUUCUUCGGCGACAGCUCCGACGCAGCGCCACAGCACUCCGACUCCACCUCAACAGCAGCGAUUUCUGCAGCUCCACCUCCGACAGCAACGAUUUCUGCAGAAAUGGAAGAAAAGAAGGAUAUAAUUAGUUGGAAGGUUGAAGGUGUAGAGAAAACGUUUCUAGAAACUUGUUUACAUGAUGUUACAAUCAAUGGACGGGAAGGGAGUAGUUUGAAAGCACUAUCUUGGAAGCGUUAUUUAUGACGUUCGAGGAGAACAAUGGUCAAGCACAAGAGGGAGAGAAUGAUGGCCAAAACGUACACGAUAUGGAAUGGGGUUCACAAGGCAAUGAAUACAUGGAUAAUUUGUGCGACCAGAUUGUGAAUCAAUUGGGGUCAAAUUAAAUUUGUAGGAUUUUAUUUGGAUUUUAAUAUGAUUUUGUGGAUUUAAAAAUAUUUAUGUUUGAUUUGGGUUUG
Lactuca virosa is the source of this 657-nucleotide messenger RNA. The record is from the annotation of a GenBank genome assembly. NCBI's taxonomy places the organism in Eukaryota, Viridiplantae, Streptophyta, Magnoliopsida, Asterales, Asteraceae.